Messenger RNA from Blastomyces dermatitidis ER-3, 1204 nucleotides. RefSeq lists its product as uncharacterized. The record is from RefSeq and is a predicted model, not a curated record. Bases 248 to 1204 code for a protein of 318 amino acids. Lineage: Eukaryota; Fungi; Ascomycota; Eurotiomycetes; Onygenales; Ajellomycetaceae. The transcript has 3 exons.
CUGCAAGCAACUUCCUCUGCUGCACGUCCAAGAAAACAAGGCUCAGGCCUGGCAAGAGCAACGUUGUGUCGAUAAACGGAGCAAGGUGCAAUCUGCCGUGUCCAGGCAAGACGAGAACAGACUCCUGGGCAUACCGCCAGAGCUCCUUCUGAAAAUUACGAGCAACCUCGGCCCGGCGGACAAAGCCUCACUUGCUCUUACUUGUAAAGGCGCGUACCAAUUCUCCAACCUAAAUGAUUUUGGGCCUAUGGAUAUGCCUCCAAUAUCCGAAAUCUGGGGCCGGGGAUGCCACGAGCCAUUCCCGAUGGAAUACGAACGGUUCAAAUUCCUUCAGGGCUUGCAGGGAGAUUCGCGCAAGGACAUUGCCUGUAUCUGGUGCCUCAAACUGCACCCAAAGAAUCAAAACUGCUCUCUUGGAUGUGCUCCCAGCUUUUCCUCGGAAAGGCGGAUCAAAUUAGACGAAACCACCUGCGAAUGGCGGCUCACGCUCAGCGGCAGGAGCACCGGCAUCUACAUAUCCAACUUCGAGAACGUCGACGAAGAGUCAAAAGAAUUUAUCGCCAAUAAUACUGGCACGGUUGAAGAACGCUUAGACGGACGUUAUAUUUUUACUAUUCUACAGCCUUACAGGGAAGUGGAACUUCCUAAAGUAUACGAAACAUCAGGAGAGAAAUUCAUUACCAUCCGCGUCGACUACGACAAAGUCUUCGACCGCGACGCUUUCUUUGGUCCCCAGCUCAAAAACGCCUCCGUCAAAGUAUGCAACCACAUGAACUUUCCCGAAACCCCUGAACUCUGGGAUAUGGUCUACUGCAAAGUCAUGAACCAUCCGGAAAAGCUUUCCUGCCACAAAUGCGCCAACGCUCCACACCACUGCGACAAGUGCGACGCCAUCUUCAGCUUUAAUGUGCAGCCACUAGACACACUUGGGGAACUGUCUGAACGCUACGUCAUUCUCCGGGGACGCGUUCUCCGCCGAAUCAGCACGAAGCUAAGGCAGCGUGCGAAAAUCAGAGCUAUCGAUUCCUCAAUGCCUGACGAAACGACCGGGCCAUUUGCGCUGGACUCUACGUGGGGCACGAUGCAACACAAAGUAGCUAUACGAGGUGAUUUUGGAUGGAGGCCUGGUGACUCUCUCGAUGAUCAAGAGCCAAUGUGUUACAUUCCCCCCUACCAGAAAAAUGGAAAAGACUCUCUCGAUUGA